CGCGCACACCACGCCCCCUCCUGUCGGGAACACCCUGGCUGUGGAUUUCUGCCUUCAGACGGCGCUGAGGCGCACCGACACACUCGGUGCCUGAUCCCCGGACUGGCUCUCCGCUCCGGUCGGUCGCGCUCCCCUACCGGCUUCUCACCGUUGUCCGCAGCCGCCAGGUUUCCAGAAAGUGGUCACAUCUUAUCAGCUUUCCCAAGAGGCAGAAUACUAGAGGAGGAGACACUGGAGGAGGGGCACUGGGAAAAUUAGACUAUGCCAGUGCUAAAACAACAAUAAACCAGCCAUCAGCCAAAAGCUACAGAACCAGGAGCAGUCCUCAGCAUUAUGUAGUUCUUUCUGACUCCUUUCAUACAACAUCCUUAUUGGCCAUUUUAACUGCCUGAAUCUUACUAAGGGAUCAAUGGAGCAGGGACAGGAGGAUCUGAAUCUCUCCUUUCUGCUGGAGCAUGAAAGAGAAAUGAUCUUGAAGGUGCUGCAGAAAGAUGAGAAGUUGAGGAAACGAGAGGAGAAGAGGAUACGGAGACUGAAGAAUGAGCUGCUGGAGAUCAAACGAAAAGGUUCCCGUCGGCCGCAGGAUCUGCUGGAGCGACAGUGUGCUCGCUGCCUGAGGUCUUUGGGCCUGAUCUUCAACCGUGGAGUGCUCUGCGAGGACUGUAAGCUGCGUGCCUGCAAUGACUGUCGCGUUAAAUUACCCCAUGGACGCCAGUGGAAGUGUAACGUUUGUGCCAAGAUCUCGGAGCUGAGGGUGGUGACGGGAGAGUGGUUCCUGGAGGAGCGGUCCAAACGCUUUGAAAUGGCGGUGCUGAGCAGUGACAUGAUCAAAGAGACAAUCCUGACCACCCCAGGCCUCCCAGAAAAAGAGAACCUGUCAGUCCCUUCUGAGUCAGAGGAUCCUGACACCCCAAAAUCAAACAGAAGUGCAGUGAGCAGGGCUAUGGAAUUUGGCAGGAAGAAAGGGAUGAAGGGGAAUAAAAAAGGUGACCGAGCCCUAUUGAAGCUAGAGAACGGAGUCGACAACAUGAGCGCUUCAGACGGAGAACCUCACAGUGCUGCUCAGAGUCCACGUUCAAACAGGGUUGGUGCUGUGGCCUUGGAGUCCUCAGGGAUGCCCACAGUACCCAACAACCUGCGUCCCCCAAAGCAAGAUGGAGUGCCCACUUCCAGUGACAGCAGGAGGGUCAGGCCUGACGGAGCGGAGAGUGUUGACAAUUUAGUCCCCAGAGACAUUGCACCCAAGAAGAAGGCCACUGGCCAUCACAGGAGGACCUCUGAAACUCCACUUAUUUCUGUGUCCAAGGCCUCUGUCUCAUCAGAUCACAGUCGCUCGGAGAUGGACCUGUCGGCUCCAGAUUCAGAGCCCAGCGAUGACGCCCUCAGUCUCCGAAGUCGUUCGGUCCCCGGCCUCAACAAAAUAGGGUUUUCGGAUGAUGACGCAGAGGAAGACAUUGAUGCCCUGAUAUUAGCCCACAGAAAGCCUGUCAGCCGACGCCUCAGCAGCGCUCUGUCAAUGUCUUCCACUCCUGGCUCAGAGAGAAGGUGGGGGCACCUCAGUGUCCCCGACUCAGAUGCUGAGACUACCAGUAUAAACAGCAUGAUGAGCAUCUACAGUGAGACUGGUGACUAUGAUAAUGCCAGGGUGAGCGGUGAGCUCCUGCUGUACAAAACCGGUGCUCUCAAUGUCCUGGUGAAGGAGUGUCACAACCUGGCGGUGGGAGACGAGAAGAAGCAGCGCACAGACCCUUAUGUGAAGACUUACCUGCUGCCGGAUAUGUCACGACAGAGCAAGAGGAAGACGAGCAUCAAGCCCAACACCACCAGCCCUGUUUUCAAUGAGAGACUGAGGUAUGUGAUCAGCCACUCGCAGCUGGAGACACGAACCCUGCAGGUCUCUGUGUGGCACUACGACCGGUUCGGACAAAACAGCUUCCUUGGACAAGUGGAGCUGACCUUUGACUCCUGGGAGUUUGAUUCUGAAAUAGAGGAGUGGUAUGCUCUGCAGCCCAAGGCAGAGAGCAGUACAAAUGCCACCAUGCAGUACAAAGGGGAACUGACAGUCGUGUUGAAGUACAUACCUCCUGAGAAGAGCCAAAUCCCGCCAGCGGACCAAGUACAAGUGAAGAAAGGGUUCCUGAAAGGCAAGAGGAGCAGCUUCACUCUGCCUCAAGGGGGUAUGGUUGAGCUGCUUGUCAAAGGAGCCAAAAAUCUGACUGCCAUCAAGGCUGGGGGCGCUUCAGAUCCUUUUGUAAAAGGGUACCUGCUCCCUGACAGCAACAAGUCAACCAAGCACAAGACAGCAGUGGAGCGACACACCGUGAACCCAGUGUGGAACCACACCUUCACCUACUGUGGCCUGCAGCCAGGAGACCUCAACAAUGUCUGCCUGGAGCUCACUGUGUGGGAUAAAGAGACUCUGGCCAGCAACGUCUUCCUGGGAGGAGUCAGGCUGGGAGCCGGCACAGGCAAAAGCUACGGGAAUGAUGUAGACUGGAUGGACUCCCACGGGGAGGAACAGAGAGUGUGGCAACGCAUGAUAGAAAACCCAGAAGUCCCUCAGGAGUGCACUUUGAUGCUGCGAUCCACCAUGCGCAAACACAGCACAUGAGCCAGACUGAAAUGCAGACAGAGAAGAUAAAAGAGAAUAACAGAGGGAGAGAGGAAAGAGAAAGAAGUGGUGUGAUGAUAGAGAUGGAGAAGCAGAACAGUGGAGAGACCGGUCUUCUCCCUAUUUCUCUCUCCGUGAGAUAUUCUGUUCUGAUCCCUCCUCCUUUCCAGAACAGCCAGCCAUGCCUUACACACUCAUCCACAUGUGCCCCUCCCCCCUCCAAAGCAUCUAGUCGUGACUAAGCACUGCUGUUUAAUGCUGUAGAUAUAUGAAAAACAUGUUACAUGUAACUUACUAAAUACAGAAUAAGCACACGGUGUGACUCCUGAUGUGUCUGUCUUCGUCUCUGUGAUUCAUGCACCAGAGUCAUUUCUGCACAUACAGUAGUUACAGCUGACAGAGGUUCGUAAGGCAGUAGCACUGACCAACAUUCCCUGUAUGAUCGAUAAUGUAGAGACUCAGACAUUCAUUUUAUGAGCAACUAAACUACAUCAUGGUCUGAGGCAGAUGACACUGCUGAGCUUCACCAUAAACAUUUGUGCACUUCUCUCUUUUCACUGUACCCAGACAGGUUUACUCUUCCUGAACAGAAUAGACCUCUUGUCAAUGUUAGAUGCCUGUCGUUCACAUUAUGGUAUCUCUUUGUUCAAAAAAUUAAUAAAAAUAUUUCUGAGAUAAAAACAUUUGUGCACAGAGGUGGAAUGUGACUUGUAUUACUACUGUACUGUCCCACUUGAUUUAAUUACUAAUGAAGCAGAAUGACGAUCACCUCACAGCAAAAACUACGGUAGUAGCACAUCAGCAGCCAGUCUGUGAAUCUCACCCAAGUGAUGAUCAGCAUUUGUUUUUAAGUUUUGUCUUAGAGGACAAAUAUGAUGGAAGCAAAACACAGUGUCCUCCUAGAAACUACUGUUACUGCCUUUGAAAAGGGACUGAACAUGACAAAACUUUCCUGGGGGUGAAGGUAGAAAUACAUAUUUUAGAAUACAUGCAACAAACUAAAUCUGCAACAAACUUGAUUCAUCAUUUAAGCAUUUUUGAAAUUAUUGAUUUAUGAAACGUCCUUGUAGAUUAUUUUAACAAUUUUGAUUGUGAUUAACUCUUUAGCCUACAAAACAAAUUUCAAAAAAUCUAAAAUGUGUCUUUCAAAUUCUCCUCAGGCAAUCUGUUCCGAUUGCUUAUGUUGUCUAAAACUCAAAGAUAAAUUAAAAUUUAUAUUGAAACAGUAAGUAAGCAGUAAUAAGAGCACUUAUCUUCCACCGCUUAUCAGAAAAGAAUCUGUGGCACAAAGUCCAGACACAUUACUCAAUUGAGACUAGCAUCAAUGUAAAUUUACAUAAAACAGUGUCAGUGAGAUAAUAGGAAUUGCAUGGUAGCCUACUAUAUGACUUUAAGUCUCAGGAAUCCUGAGAUUGGGGCUGUGUGUUACAGAGUGAGUCAGCUGCCUUCAUCUCAGGAGGAGCCUGAGUCUGAGUCAGUGACAGUCACCUUGUCCUUGUCACCCAGGGCUCAGCCAUCCUUCAUCCUGUGAUGAAUCACAAAAAACAAUUCUCCAGCUAAACCCCGUAGAAUCAUUUUUCAUGUGGAAUGCCAAUUUUGUUGACUUGUCCUUGACAAACCCUCUGCUCUGAACUCCCAGAGCAAAACAGUUUCACAUUCAGUAAUAAUACGUGGUGUUCACUGUACAACAUAUUCUAGAUGAGAGGCUCAUGCAAUACUUGAUUACUAAAGAAACUCUUGAUGUACAGCAUGUACUGUCAUGUGUCUGGUUUCCAAGUAUCAAAUUCACUUUAUCCAAGCAUAUUUUGUUCCAAAUGUGUCACAGGAAUAUUUUGAAAUAAACCCAUCUUUCAAUAGACUGUUUUUGUUUUUGAGAUUAUUUCCAAUGUGAAAUCACUAUUAAAUGCUGUCUUUAUUAUGUGUGCAGCACAAAAACUUGUUUAAUCUGACUGCCCAUUUUGACAC
Molecule: messenger RNA, 4576 nt
Organism: Monopterus albus (swamp eel)
Lineage: Eukaryota; Metazoa; Chordata; Actinopteri; Synbranchiformes; Synbranchidae
Gene: sytl5
Product: synaptotagmin-like 5
Biological process (GO): intracellular protein transport; exocytosis
Cellular component (GO): exocytic vesicle; plasma membrane
Molecular function (GO): neurexin family protein binding; small GTPase binding
Source: RefSeq, a predicted model, not a curated record